CUUUCUCCUCAUCCACCACCCACUACCGCUUGUUGGUCAUUUCCCCUCAAUUCGGCGACUCCGGAUCGCCGCCCCUGUCUUAAGAAGAGAAAAAAAAAGGGAUUUGCACUGCAGACGGGCUAACGCGACUCGAUCAUGAAAUCAUCCCCCAGAAAAGAACGGCUUCCCAACGGGCGGGAUCGCUGGCUGGCUGGCAGCGGACCAAACGAACAAGAUUCUUUUCGCAGACUAUUGCACCAAUCACGGAUUUCUCCCCGCACACCCGAUCGAGGCGAUGGUCGUGUCGAUCUCAGCGCUUUCUGCUUCCUUUUGCAGGAACUUUGGAAACUCUAUAGUAGCCAGCACAUACUUACUGAGAGGUAAAGUAUA
Aspergillus fijiensis CBS 313.89 is the source of this 369-nucleotide messenger RNA. RefSeq lists its product as uncharacterized. The record is from RefSeq and is a predicted model, not a curated record. The transcript has a single exon. The coding region runs from base 136 to 363 and encodes 75 amino acids. NCBI's taxonomy places the organism in Eukaryota, Fungi, Ascomycota, Eurotiomycetes, Eurotiales, Aspergillaceae.